AUGUCAUAUUUCAAUGAUGAGGAAGAUGUCGAAUUUGUUGAGAAAAUCACCAUCAGGGUUGGGAUUUGUGCAAUGAACAAGAAGGUAAGCAGUAUGUCUAACCCUAAAGUUGCUACAGCUAGUUCAAUGCUGGAAUGCUGCCUCUGUCCUGAGCGUUUAUUUUAACUCUGCUCAGAAAACAUAAAGGAUUAAGAGCCCAUGCAACUGGUUUGACAGCUCUACACGCGUAAAAAUCUCACAUCUUGUAGCAAGUCUGCCAACAAGUUACAUCUGUCAACCUUAAAAUUUUAAAACAGGGAGAUUUCGCUAUUUAGCCCUUAAAAAACCCGGAGAUGUUAGCAGAAAUCAGCAUUUUCCAAACUUGUCACAGCAACUGGGAACAAGCAGUGCGAACACAACUUGUUGGCAGCUUGUGAACAGAUUUGUAAGAACCUGUUUGCAGACCUGUAACAACUUGUGUAUUUUUACGUGCAUAGGGCUCAUCUACACAUGUAAAAAUGCACAAGUUGUUACAGGUCUGCAAACAAGUUGUUACAAAUUUGUUGCUUGUUCGGUGUUAACAACUUGUAACAAGCUCGAUGGCAUUAUCAGUCUUGUUACAAGGUUGUUCUAACAAGUCUGAUACAGUCAUGAUAUAACAAGGAUGUUGCACGGUUGACAACAGAAGGUUGUAACAAUAUUGUUAUAUCGUCACUGUAUCAGACUUGUUGGAACAACCUUGCAACAAGUCUGAUAAUAUUGACAAGGUAAUUGUUACAACUAUUAAAGCUAGGCCAUGUAAAGUCUGUAAUGUUUACAUUUUGAGCUCAGUGCUAUGUACAGUUGUAAAAUAUGAUUAGAUAUAUAUUAUAUACUGAAUUUUUAACACUCUUCUGGUUCGCUAUGCUUGUAAAUGAAUGCAGACUAGAGAUUCAAUUCAAUAAAGUUCGGAAGGGGCGAAAUAUUAAUAACAUUCCAAUAAUUGCCAGAUCCCGACCAUUGGAAUGUAGGCCUGCGCAGAAUUGACUUUUCGUGGUCUUUAACAAGUUGUUCCAUACAGUACUGUACAUGUUGACAACUUGGGACAAGCAGUGCGAACACAACUUGACGGCUUGUUUGCAGACUUGCUACAAGAUGUGAAAUUUUUGCAUGUGUUUACCAAGGAUGCCAGAAGUUGCUUAGGGCAACGGAUGCAAUUUGUUUUCAAAAGGGCAUAAUUUAUUUGCAUAAUUUUUUAGCAAAUGGGCACAAAGAUCAAAGGCCACUUGACUAGUUGUAACAUAAUUUAUUAAAAAUCAGAAAGUUGUGAAUACAAAACGCCUUUCAGGCAUCCCUGAACUAUACAUACACAAUACUGAUCAAUCAUACGAUUAGUCAUAUAUGUGAACCACAAUCAAUCUCUUAGGGUGUGUUUACACACUGUGAUUUGUUGUGUAUGAUUUGUAUUCUGGCUAAUUUUUUUGUUUAUAGUGCAGUUAUAAAUUUAAAUCAGACCUAGCAAAAUGGCAGCAAAACUCAAAAAUAUAAAUUUCCUGUGUAUAAGUCAAAUACAAAACUUCCUGGUUAGGUAAAUUUCUGAGAACGUAUGGUGCUGCACAUUAUAAUUUGCAGGGCUCAAAAUAAUGGCCGAUCAUAGUGACCGAGCACAUACUGGCUCUGGGACGAGAUUGAUUUUUGUGCUGUUGUGGAGCCGUUAAAUAUUAUGUAAGGAUUUUCUUUGUAUUAAACUUUUCAUUUGAAUUUAAGUUGUUGAAUUUCUGAUGCCAUCUGCUGGUCAGAUAACUUAUAAUAGACCAAAUUAAGAAAUGACGAAGUUUAUUUUUAAAACUUUAUUGUGUUAUAAUUAUACUGCGUACAUCUCGGGAUCAACAGAAUCGACAGUCACAAUUGAAGUUGAGAGCGCCGCAAGCUGGAAUUUGAUUGUUGCUCAAUACAUUAAGUGAUUAAUGCGUUGCAGGGAAGCGAGUAUUUGUGGGAUCUCAUGGGAGUUGGCCGGUCAGAAAUCGCAUUUGACCAGCCACAAUUGGAACUGACCAGCAUAUGUACUCGAAUAAAUGCAUGACUGUACAGAUGUCGCAUUUCAAACUUCGCCAUAAACUGAAAAAUAGAACUGUCAGAAGUAGUGGUAUCAGCAGUCGUUUUCAUAUGCCAGAAUUAAUGACAACUGUAUAUGAAUAUAUUAUGUAUAUAUAAUUGCACACCCCAAGCAAGCAGGCAAGUGCUAAGUUACACCACUGGAAGUACUGUCCCUGGCAUCACUGUAACGUUGUUCUAACCCCCCCCCCCCUGUUCACUGGACCCUCGCGUUUCAGCUUUGCUAACUGUACCAGUAUGCUUUACUUUGUAGAGUCAUUCUCGACCCAUGAAGGAAAUUCUGGAUCGUCUUGCAAAAUUUGACAUGUUUGAAAUAGUUGUGUUUUCUGACGAG
Messenger RNA from Paramuricea clavata, 2407 nucleotides. Lineage: Eukaryota; Metazoa; Cnidaria; Anthozoa; Malacalcyonacea; Plexauridae. The record is from the annotation of a GenBank genome assembly.